AUGAAUAGCCAAUAUAUUCGUCAUGAAGUACGGGGAUGUGAAACUAGUGACCUGAGGAACUUCUGGGAAAAGACUAUUGAACAACAAACUCGGUAUCUGCAAAUUGAAAAAGAACGUCAGCGAAGAAGUGCUCUGACAAAGCUCAGAAAUGAAUGGAUGGAGAGACUGGAAAAACGGAUAAAGAUGUUGAGGACCCAAUCUGAAGAUCCAUCUAGCUGA
Molecule: messenger RNA, 219 nt
Organism: Cariama cristata (Red-legged seriema)
Lineage: Eukaryota; Metazoa; Chordata; Aves; Cariamiformes; Cariamidae
Gene: FAM240A
Exons: 2
Coding region: 1-219 (72 amino acids)
Source: RefSeq, a predicted model, not a curated record